AAACCGUGUUCUCUUCCCUGUAAUCUAGUUAUCAACCAUAUCCAUUACUUCUAUAUAACGCUUACCCUUCCACGUCCGUUACACACACCCAACAUCAAUUCCUUAACAUUCUCGAUCUCAUCUUCCAUAUUCUUCUGAAUCUUCUCUGUAUAAAUAUAUAUAGCUGACACAACCAGAGAUAUAGCCAUUCACAUUUGCAAGUCCAACUACAAGCAAGUUCCUUUUCUUCCUGCUUUCUGGGUUUUUUAGUUUAACCAAGCUUCAAUACACAUAUGGCACUCGACGCAGUUUCCUUGAGUGGUACUACUGCUGCUUCCAUGGAGAAAGGGCAGCAGCAUUCUCCCAAGUCGACGUUGGCCAAACUGUACCGUAAACUGUCUUCGAGGAAGUCGGAGAAGCGCAGUCUGUCGAGUCCCUCAAGCAGCUCAUGCAGCAGCGAACUGGGGGAGGUGUUUGAUUACUUUGACGAGAACGGUGACGGUAAGAUAUCCCCGGCUGAGCUGCAGACCUGUGUGAGGACUGUCGGAGGGGAGCUGUCCGAUGAGGAGGCGCAGGCGGCGGUGGAGGCUUCGGAUAUGGAUGGGGAUGGGAUGCUGGGGUUUGAGGAGUUUCAGAAGCUUAUGGAGGCUAAUGGAGAUGAGGAGAACAAGAGCAAAGAGCUGAGAGAUGCAUUUGGGAUGUAUGAAAUGGAGGGCUCCGGGUGCAUAACACCAGCAAGCUUGAAGAGGAUGCUGGGCAGGUUGGGCGAGCCGCGUUCCAUUGAGGAUUGCACGAGUAUGAUUCGCAUGUUCGACCUCAAUGGCGACGGAGUUCUCAACUUUGAUGAGUUCAGGAUCAUGAUGGCAUGAAUAAUAAUGCUGAUUCCAUUGUUUUUGAUGAGUUUCAAUUAUAAAUUUUUGACAGACGAUAUUUUCUUUUUUCCUUCUGUUGAAGGAACUCAUAAUAAACAGAGAAUCUGAUAUAUUUAUAUAAUUUUCGCAUUC
Argentina anserina (silverweed cinquefoil) is the source of this 983-nucleotide messenger RNA. RefSeq names its product probable calcium-binding protein CML31. Bases 273 to 848 code for a protein of 191 amino acids. The transcript has a single exon. The record is from RefSeq and is a predicted model, not a curated record. Gene Ontology annotation, molecular function: calcium ion binding. Lineage: Eukaryota; Viridiplantae; Streptophyta; Magnoliopsida; Rosales; Rosaceae.